AUGUUUGCAUUCUUGAGUGACUCCAACAAUAUGACUGGCAGCUCAGUCAAUGGUGACAAAAGUUCGCUCCGAGCAAUCGAAGUGAACGGACAUGUGGGAGAGAAAGUUAAUAUUGCGAGAAUUAAUAGUGAUAAUACCAAAAGACGACCAGCAGCCACGCAGGACGGGCUUGGGGACAAAAUGUCCGCCAAGAGGAGUAAGGUAAUACUCCCAGGAGAAAUGUCCUCCGAGGAGGAGGGGAGCACGGGCCCCGAAGACAACGGGGGAACUUUGGGUCUGCAAAAGGAAAUUGCAGACCUGAAAAGCGAGAAGGCAGGAAUGGAACAACAACUAGAGUGCCAGCAAUUGCUCAUCAAGCAAUUGCAAGUGCAAUUGGCAUCGUUGGAAGAGAAGGUCCGCGCUGGGACGGCAUCAGCGCAGCUUAAACCACGACAACAACUGGAGCAACGACAACAUCAACUACCGUCGCAACAACAACACCAGCAACCGUCACAACAACAACACCAGCAACCGUCACAACAACAACAACACCAGCAACCGUCACAACAACAACAACAACAGGAAAACGAGCAAAAUCAAGAAGCCAUUGAGAUGGACAUCGUGGGAUCCCCUGCAUCCUACCCUGAGGUCAUCAUCGACGAAGGAGACCCCUUCAACUUCGUCCGGAGACGCAACAAGACGACGAAAAAUAAGAUACAAAUGGAACAAAUGAUCAAUCAAAUACGCUUAAAUAAACAAUACACAAACCUUUUAUAUCCGGAAUAUUUAACUUCCAGUUUCCUAACUUGGUUACUGAAAAAACUAAGAACUCAACAGUACAAGCAGCAAUUAGGUUUGUGCCAGAUUGGAGUGACCGACAACACUGCAGUCGCCCAAAUUAUUAUAACUAGUAAAUAA
Molecule: messenger RNA, 897 nt
Organism: Hermetia illucens (black soldier fly)
Lineage: Eukaryota; Metazoa; Arthropoda; Insecta; Diptera; Stratiomyidae
Product: signal transducer and activator of transcription C-like
Exons: 3
Coding region: 1-897 (298 amino acids)
Source: RefSeq, a predicted model, not a curated record